GACAAAUCGUGGCCCAAAUUAAAAUUUUAAAAGGCUUUGCAAAGCCUGGGGUUCACGUUUGUGGGCGCCUUCAAAGCUCUGAAAAACUUAAGCCUUCUCAACUGCGAUUCUGGUCAUUGGACCAAUCGCUCUUGACGGAAAUAAAACCGGGUCCCAUAUUUCGGAUCUAUCUUUUUGUACUAAUUUUACUUUUUAUAUAUAGGAUAUCCUUACUUCUAAAAUGAUGGAUUCACACUGCAUCUGAAUGACAAAUUGAAUGUUACCCUGCGAAGUGAUCUCAUUCAUGGCUAUAUUUAAACUACUUGUAAAACAAGAAGAUCAAUGAAAGUUAUUCAUCUAUUUACAGAUUUUGUUAGUUGAACUCUUAUUACGGACACUUGAAUUCAAGACUUUCAUCCGUUACAGUUUUUUUUUUUUUCUCUGCUGAUUAGAAAAGUGACCACGGAUCAAUUUGAUGUGUUAUUAUAAAUUUUGAUUUUUUAAUUUGUGGCUGAGUCCAAACCUCCACACUUUUUGAACAGCAUUUAACACAAGAAGUUAAAUGAUGGCUUUAUCGAAGGUAAAUUCUCGACAUACUCCGUUUCAUCCCUGCAGUUUUCAUGAGCAAUUCCCAUACUGAAAAGACGUCAGUGUUAAAACAUUACCGCCUUUGAAGCCCGGAGACUUUUUCUCGCAACUGAAGCUGAUCAAGGGGGAUGUCACGCACCUAAGGUGUUUACACAAAAGGAAGAAGCGCGAACUGCUCAUUGAUAAGAACACUUCAUCGUCCGGGCAAGAAUGCCCAGGGUACCGUGAGGAACUCUUCGAAGGUCCCAAAUGAAGUCUCCCCACUUUCCACCUGUCGUCCUCAGCGCGGUGUCGGCACUUCUGUGCGCGCUCCCGCUGAGCCGGGCGACCAGCUGGCUGUCUUUGGUCAAGCAGCCAUUAGCCCGAAGUCUACGUGACUCUGACAGCUGCGCCCUCCUUAAAGGAUUAAGUGCUGGUCAGGUACAGCUCUGUCGUCAGCAACUGGAGGCAAUGGAUUCAGUACGGCGGGGUGCUGAGAUUGCCAUUGAGGAGUGCCAGCACCAGUUUCGGACACGACGAUGGAACUGCUCUACAGUACAGGGGAUCAAUGUGUUUGGAAAAGUUGUCAUGCAAGGCACACGUGAAGCAGCAUUCAUUCAUGCAAUCUCUUCAGCUGGAGUGGCAUUUGCUAUCACCCGAGCGUGCAGCCGUGGGGAGUUAGAGAAGUGUGGCUGUGACCGCAAAGUGCGCGGAGUCAGUCCUGAAGGUUUCCAGUGGUCUGGAUGUUCUGACAAUCUCUCUUAUGGCGUAUCAUUCUCACAGUCAUUUGUUGACAACCCUGAAAGGAUCCGGGGUUCUUCUUCCAGCCGAGCACUUAUGAACCUACACAAUAAUGAAGCUGGACGAAAGGCAAUUCUAAAUAACAUGCGAGUGGAAUGUAAAUGCCAUGGAGUAUCUGGGUCUUGUGAAGUUCGAACAUGUUGGAAGGUCAUGCCACCAUUCCGCAGAGUAGGAGUUGUACUGAAGGAACGAUUUGAUGGAGCAACUGAGGUUGAGCAACGGAAAGUUGGAUCUCGAAAAGUUCUGGUGCCCAAAGACACCCAUUUUAAGCCUUACACUCUACAGGACUUAAUCUACCUCUCAGGAAGUCCAGAUUUUUGUGAACUGGACCCCCGUGGAGGAAUCCCUGGCACUGCAGGCAGGCAGUGCAAUGCCACUUCCUCCAGGCUGGCAGCAGAUGCUUGCGACCUCAUGUGCUGUGGCAGAGGUUUUCAUACCGAGCAUGCUGAGGUUAUUGAGAGGUGUAGCUGUAAGUUCCGCUGGUGCUGCUCAGUGCAAUGCAAACAGUGCCGGAAUAUGGUACAAGUCCACACCUGCAGAUGAGCAAAACAAGUGACAGUAAAGCACUGGCUGUUUGCAUUGUGCACAAGAUCAUGAAAUGCAAAGGACUUGAAACAGCAAAAUCAUUUACUGCGUUUAUUAUGUUUGUGUCUACUCUAAAACCUUCAAAAAACAUUGGUUUCAAACCAUGCAUUUUGCUUUAAGUAUGAAUAACUAAUUCCUGUACCAUUUCAUCAGGAAAAUUCCACAUACACAACUUAAUGUGGAUUAAUUAGACAAACUCCAUAGACUAGUUAACAGUGCCUUUCCUGUAAACAUUAUGAUUUAAAUAUAGUACCUAGGGAUGAUCUGAAGAAUGUUGAGUUUACACUAUAUUCAAAACUUAAAAAAAAAAAAAAAAAA
Polypterus senegalus (gray bichir) is the source of this 2250-nucleotide messenger RNA. RefSeq names its product protein Wnt-4-like. The record is from RefSeq and is a predicted model, not a curated record. Gene Ontology annotation, biological process: neuron differentiation; cell fate commitment; canonical Wnt signaling pathway. NCBI's taxonomy places the organism in Eukaryota, Metazoa, Chordata, Cladistia, Polypteriformes, Polypteridae. Gene Ontology annotation, molecular function: frizzled binding; cytokine activity. Bases 817 to 1890 code for a protein of 357 amino acids. Gene Ontology annotation, cellular component: extracellular region. The transcript is spliced from 5 exons.